AUGCUAUUUAAAUCGUGGGCUGAAGCGCCAAACCCUCGCCAUACGUUCGACGAUGAACCUGAUUCGCCGCCGUUGGUGCCUCAAGUGGAGACUUCAUUGAGCACAUCAAGUCUUCCAGAGACCAUCGUGGUUGUACCUAAAAACAUAGGUAUUGUGAUUGAAACGAUUCCUGAAAAGAACAUAGUGGGCCAUAUUGCCGUGGAGUACCCACAAUUGAGUGAAAUAGUGCCUACGGAGGAGUACGACGAAGACUCCCAGCUUUACUCGGCUGUGAACCUUGAGGCGCUACAAAGACGGUUCAAGGCUGAAAAGAUUCCUAUUUAUGCAUUUGGCAAGUCAGGCACGGGCUUUGCCAUUGUGGUUCCACACUUCAUGAACCCAAUUGCUGAAAAUAAGGUGGCUAGCGAGAUCGCUAAGCUUGGGACGACCAUUACAUCGUGGAUAGCAUUGGCGCCUUCGCCGCUCAAUAACGGCACGUCCGUGUGUAAAUUGGACAUUUCGCUGUCCACAGAUGCAUCUUUUGAAGGCGUUCCCAAGAUCAAGCCGCCUCAUUAUAUAACAGGCAUAGUGGCGGCUGUCACUUCUCGGUUGUUCCAGAAUCGCCAGCUAGGCAGUGCUUCUGUGUUGGUGCUUAACGCUGAGGGCCACCUGGGUUUCGAAAAAGUCGACGCUGAUCUGGUCAUGGACGCUGCUGAGCUUGUAGGUCGCUACCUCGUCGGUAAACAGAACAAGGCGUCUUACCUCAAACUGCUUAGCGCCCAUGUCCGCAAGAUCAACUCGGGUCUUACGCUGGGAAUGUAUUUAUAA
Molecule: messenger RNA, 807 nt
Organism: Candidozyma haemuli
Lineage: Eukaryota; Fungi; Ascomycota; Pichiomycetes; Serinales; Metschnikowiaceae
Exons: 2
Coding region: 1-807 (268 amino acids)
Biological process (GO): proteasome assembly
Source: RefSeq, a predicted model, not a curated record